This is a messenger RNA of Spodoptera frugiperda (fall armyworm), 609 nucleotides long. RefSeq lists its product as uncharacterized. Lineage: Eukaryota; Metazoa; Arthropoda; Insecta; Lepidoptera; Noctuidae. The coding region runs from base 21 to 569 and encodes 182 amino acids. The transcript is spliced from 2 exons. The record is from RefSeq and is a predicted model, not a curated record.
UAACCAGUUACUGAAAGAAGAUGGUUGGAAGCAGAGAGGAAAGUGUUCAGAGAAUAUCUAUCGUGAUCUUAGCUGUAUUUAUUGCAUCAUCACAAUGUUUAAAAGUAGGAUUACCAGCAGGCGAAAUGAAACGACUUCGUCCGAUGGUCAUCAAGAAAUUCUCACAGAUUUCCCCAGUUUACAUCAACAUCAGAUCUGAAGACAAAACCCUUGCUAGGGAGCUAUUAAGUGCAAUACACGCCAAAGCGCCAAUCAAGCGCUCUAUAGCCAUGCCGCAACCAUCGAGAAAAAUUCAACGAUCCAUAUUUUCGGUUCCAAAAUUGCCCCUCGUACCUUAUAUCCUGCCUUUGAUUCCAAAAUCUCCUCUCUUACCAUUGUUUCCGAACUGGUUGCCUUCACCCCCACCUUCCCCGGCUCCCAUGAAACCUCCAUUGAGUUCAAUGCCCAACAUCUUCGCUUGGGACAAAGCUGAACCAGGCGUCCUCGAAAAACUGAUUAGGAUGCGGCAACGAGGAGAUUUAACUACGGAAGAGUAUCUCAAAUUUAAAUAUUUGCUACUGAAGAAAUAAUUCGAGCACUAAUUUUAUUAACAUUGGCAAACGAUUGUUU